This is a messenger RNA of Condylostylus longicornis, 1214 nucleotides long. RefSeq lists its product as uncharacterized. Bases 291 to 830 code for a protein of 179 amino acids. The record is from RefSeq and is a predicted model, not a curated record. The transcript has 4 exons. NCBI's taxonomy places the organism in Eukaryota, Metazoa, Arthropoda, Insecta, Diptera, Dolichopodidae.
UUAAACAAAAAGAAAAUAAUUCAAGUGUUCGAAAAUUAUAAAAAAAAAUUUAAUUUAAUUUUAAAACAUUUUAAAAUUUUAAUAUCGGGGUGUUUAAAAGUGUGUUGCUAAUUAAGAUUUGUGGGAAAAAAAGGGAUAUACACAUUUACUGGAUACUUGAAAUAGAUGAACAGAUUUCUUAUACUACUCGUAUCUAGUUAUUUAAAUAAUCACAGAAGAUAAAAUUUAAGAUUCUUAUAAAAUACUCCAAGUCUUCUUUUACAUUUAAUCAAUUGAUUUAAAUAUUUAUUAUGGAAGUUUUUACAAGAAGUCGAACAAGCCGAUAUGUAAUUGAUGAAGAUUUUGUACCAAAAGCAACAAUAGAUGGUGAACCGCAUGAAAUGAUGACAUUAAUUGCUGGAAUAUCUGGUAUUGUUGCUGCCUUUAUUAUUCUUGCUAUUUUGAUGGUUUUCAUAGGAUGUAAACAAUCAGAAAGAUUGGAAAAAUCUUCAUCUUCAACAUCAUCUACAACAUCAACAAUUUCGUCACAAACAGAUGAAAGUGUUGAAAAUGGAAAUGUUAAAAUAAACGGCAGUGGUUCACAUCCCAAUUAUCCAUUGGUAUUAAAUUUACAAAAUUUUAAUAAUGAAAAAAAGAAUGGAACUGCUAAAAACACCGUAUCAUUUAUAAUUCCACAAAUAUUAGAAUAUAAUGGAUUACCAACAUUAGGGAAAUCUAAUAAUGCAUUUAAUAAUGAUGAAAUAGAUAACAAUGGCCAUUCAAAAUCAGAAUCAAUAAAUUUAUCAGAAAAGAGAUCAUCGGUUCCAGUUGUUAUCGUAGAAAAAUAUUGAAUAGAAAUUUUAAAAUUUAUUUCAAAUUAAAAAAUUGGAGAUUAAAUUUUUUUUGCAAUAUCUAUUCGAAAAUGUGAUUUUGUCAUCGAAAUUUUAAAUUGGUUCAAUUGCACGUUAUCUAUCGUAUGUAAACACAUACAAAAGAAACUACACUGAAUUGCAGUUAAACUACUUAUAUAACAUUCAAUUGAAAGUACGAGGUACAACUGAUUGAAAUUUUCAGUGAUGGAAUUUAUUUUACAGAAAAAGAAAUUGAAAAGACUGACGACUAAUUGUUGAAAUAUAAUUGAGAAAAUUUAUUUUUUGUUUGUACUAUUGUUAAAAAAGUAAUUUAUAAAAGAAAAGUGAUAUUAUUUUUGUAUUUGUAAUAAAUAAAGUAGUCAA